Messenger RNA from Jatropha curcas, 1473 nucleotides. RefSeq lists its product as uncharacterized. Lineage: Eukaryota; Viridiplantae; Streptophyta; Magnoliopsida; Malpighiales; Euphorbiaceae. The record is from RefSeq and is a predicted model, not a curated record.
GUUUACCUUCACCUUAUCAUGAAUUGAGAAACGAAUGAUACACAGAAACCUAAAAGCCACACUCAUUUUGUAGUAAUCGCUUUUCUUUUUCCAAUCCCAAAAACACUUUGAUCAGUCACUUUCCCCUCUUUUCCUUUUCCUUUUCCUUUUCCUUUUCACUGAGUACUAUACUAGUAGUGAAUUUGAUUUCAGGUUUGAAAUAACAUGGCUUUAGAUGAGACCAUGAACUCGCUUCCUCCUCCUUCUGUUAUGGUAGAAGAUGAUGAUGAUCAUGAUACUACAGAUGAUGGGAAUUAUGAUCACCAGCCUCAAUCACAUAACUUGUCCAGGUUAUCUGUAUGUACGAGUUCUAUGUAUACUAAUGAAGACGAUGAUUAUCAAGAUUGUGAUGGUAUGAGAAUGUUUUUGUCAAGAUUGUCUUUAGAAAGCUUCGACGCAGACGAAGAACUUUCCGAUGAGAAAGAAGGGAUAGCCAUGCUCGAUCUUUCUUCCGAUUCCGAUAAAGAACCCGCUUGUUACUCACUUCCAGCGACUCCUCCCCGCCGGAGAAUUCGUUCUGGGUUGGUGAAUCGGAUUGUAGGGGUAAAAGAGUACGCAAGUGAAAAUGAAGCUCAGAAGGGUAAUAAGGUCAAAAAGAAUUUGAGAAGAAGAAGAAGAUCAGUGAUAAGAGAAAGAUGGAUAGAUGGUGAAAAUAAGAGUACUAAAAAGAGAGAUGAAGAGAGUAUGUUUAUGGGAAUUGGGAAUAUUAAUAAUUAUUAUGGGUAUUGUAACAGUUUUAGUGGUGAGAGUGAAGGUGGAGGGCUAAAGGUUAUAACGAGGCCGAAAGGAGGGAAAAGGUCAUUGUGCUUGGAUUUAGAUGAAGUGAAAGCUUGCAGAGAUCUUGGGUUUGAAUUAGAACAUGAAAGAAUGUUGGAGAUGCCAGGAAUUGUCUCUCUUUCAGGAUCUACGCUUGAAACGAGCAGUGGUGGGAAUUCCCCUAUUGCCAAUUGGCGCAUUUCUAGCCCUGGAGAUGAUCCGAGAGAUGUCAAGGCUCGGUUGAAGGUAUGGGCACAGGCGGUGGCGAUGGCGUCUGCCUCUCGACAUGGCAGUGUCUGACUACUAAUGUUUGCGGAUUCUAAUUCAUACGUUUUUGUUUUUUUGAACUAUUAUUUUUCUAGAAAUAUACUAAAUGGGGGAAACUUAUUUUUGAAGGAUAUGGACUUAAUUUCUCUCUAGGUUGGUUGGAUUUUGACGGUGGACUUCAAUUUCCUUGGCAGUAAAAAGAGUUUCUUUCUUUUUUUUUUUGGGAUGGGUAUGUUGAUCUUGCUUUUGCCGAUUGUGAUUAUGGGAUUUCUGGUCAGAGUCUCUGAUCACUUCACUUUCGCUUUCUGUACAUGUUUUGGUACUUGUAAAUAUCACAUAAUCGGGAUUUGGGGGCAUGUUCCGGUUCACUUGAAACGGUUAAAUUACUAUUAUGAUUUUUUGAGCUUGGAA